AUGGUUCAAGCCGAAUCCUCAGCCAGUGCCUCUCGUAAUGGCCUCAAGGCGCAUACGGCCGGCGCCCCUCCUGACUAUGAACUGCCCUGGGUAGAGAAAUAUCGCCCGGUAUAUCUCGAUGAUAUUGUUGGAAACACAGAAACAGUUGAGCGCUUGAAGAUCAUCGCUAAGGAUGGAAACAUGCCGCACGUUAUCAUCUCGGGCAUGCCCGGUAUUGGAAAGACUACUUCGAUCUUGUGCUUGGCGAGACAGCUACUGGGAGACGCAUAUAAGGAGGCGGUUCUGGAGCUCAAUGCUAGUGAUGAAAGAGGUAUCGACGUGGUACGGAACCGGAUCAAAGGCUUUGCGCAGAAGAAGGUCACUUUGCCGCCUGGUCGUCAUAAGCUUGUCAUCCUUGAUGAGGCAGAUAGUAUGACAUCAGGUGCCCAGCAAGCUUUGCGGCGUACAAUGGAGAUUUACUCGUCGACUACACGGUUCGCGUUCGCCUGUAAUCAGUCAAAUAAAAUCAUCGAGCCGAUUCAGUCGCGAUGCGCUAUCCUACGUUAUGCUCGGUUGACCGAUGCGCAAAUUGUCAAGCGUCUGAAACAAGUAUGCGAUGCUGAGAAAGUGGAACAUAACGAAGAGGGCAUUGCCGCCCUGGUAUUCAGUGCUGAGGGAGAUAUGCGUCAGGCUAUCAACAACUUGCAGAGUACAUGGUCGGGUUUCGGUUUCGUCAGUGGGGACAACGUCUUCAGGGUGGUCGACAGCCCGCACCCGAUCAAGGUCCAGGCAAUGAUCAAGGCCUGCUGGGAAGGCAAGGUUGAUGCGGCGUUGGAGACACUGAAUGAAUUGUGGGAAUUGGGGUAUUCCUCCCAUGAUAUCAUCAGUACCAUGUUCCGUGUCACCAAGACAAUUCCCACUCUGUCAGAACAUUCGAAGUUGGAAUUCAUCCGGGAGAUUGGUUUUACGCACAUGCGCAUUCUAGACGGCGUGCAGUCACUGCUGCAGCUUAGCGGCUGCGUUGCGAAGCUUUGCAGGAUCAACAUGAAGCCGCAGCUCUUUGAGCCGCCGAAGAAUUGA
Molecule: messenger RNA, 1059 nt
Organism: Aspergillus niger
Lineage: Eukaryota; Fungi; Ascomycota; Eurotiomycetes; Eurotiales; Aspergillaceae
Exons: 5
Coding region: 1-1059 (352 amino acids)
Biological process (GO): DNA-templated DNA replication; DNA repair
Cellular component (GO): Ctf18 RFC-like complex; DNA replication factor C complex; Rad17 RFC-like complex
Molecular function (GO): DNA binding; ATP hydrolysis activity; ATP binding
Source: RefSeq, a predicted model, not a curated record